UCUUGUCGUCGUCGUCGGCUCAAACAAAAUCGCGUUGAAAUGUCCUGAAAACAAAAUAUUUGUUCAUCGCACGGACUUCUUUGGAAGAUUCCAACAAAGCGAUGGCUAUCGGGCAGGUACCUUCAAAAUCUUAACUGAGGCUCAGGUAAAUAUUAACUCAAAAUUAAAUAAAAAUUAUGGAUAGCUCAGAGUAUGAAUUGGUAAGGAAUAUGACCUUACUAUUUUUCUUUGAAAGACUAAUGGAUAAAGGAGGUCCUAGAACACUUCAUGACUUAAGUUGUCAGUUCGGUGCUAAGGGGUUUACUAAAGAAAUGCGACAGAUAGCUGGUGGCUCUCAGUCAGGACUGAAAAAAUUUUUAGCCCAGUACCCUUCAUUGUUCAUUGUGGAUGGGGAUUAUGUUUCCAUAAAUUCAUUUAUGUCUAACCACACUGAAGCUGAAGAUACAAAUUCCAGUAGUAGACCAAACUUAGGAAAACGUGACUACGUCCAAGAAGCCGUUGAAUAUUUUUCGUCAAAGUUGAGACAAUAUGGUGUAGGCACAGAGGUACCUAUAAAAAGUCUUCUUGGUCAUAGAUCACAAGCCUCACCUGAAGUGCGCCAUAUAUCAGGACAACAUGUACGUGAAUUCCGUGAUUUCUUGUGCAAAUAUCCUGAAGCAUUCAUCGUCAGUGAAGAUACAGUGAUGUUAAAGGAAUAUGAAGGAAAAGAGCCUCAGCCAUUUUGUGAGUUAGAAAAUGUUAAGUUGGACCCUGAUGUUACGUAUCGCUUGUUGGAUUUUUUCAAGAAAUGCAUCGAAGUUAAAGGACCUAUGCUUGUAGAUCAACUGUUUCACCAUGUCGUCUCUUUCUUUCCUCAGGACUUGUGGUUUGGAAUUUUCAAGACUUCUCAAGAUCUAUCAACAUUUCUAAAAAUGCACUCAAAUAUGUUUACUGUUCAGGCCAAUCUAGUGAAUAUCAUCCAAACCCCAAAUAAGGUCGCAGAAAUCAACUCCAUUAACAAACCAAAUGUCGAUAAUAAGUUUGUUGAUAAUGAUGCAAACACAAUCAUUAAUAACAAUCAAAAUAAUAAUAUGGCCAGUCUAAAAUUAUCACCCUUGAACCAAGAGUCAAAUGAGAAGGGAUCAGUGUCAAGUGCUGGUGUGCCAAAUCAAAAUCUCAGCCUUAAGCAGAGAAUCAAUUCAUUAGUGAUGAAAACUUUAGCUGACAAUACGGAGAAGGAUCGAAAUUUAGCAGCGGCCUCAGUCAACAAUGGCUUAGGAGCAAAUAACACGGACAAUUGGAAGAAUAAAAUUGUACAGUCAACAAGAGUUAUAGCAAACAUAAAGGAAUCAUUGCAGAUUAUUGAAGAAGUGAUGAGAAAAUCACCCUCAGCCAUUUCAUUUGAUUGUGAAGGAAUAAACUUAGGGAUUAAAGGACAGUUGACACUUUUUCAAAUAGGUCUGCCAUCAGGUCAGGCAUACAUUUUUGAUCUGAUAACAUGUCCUUCCUUAGUCACUUCAGGCGGACUGCAGAAGCUGUUGGAAUCCGACAAUGUAAUCAAGGUGAUUCAUGACUGCCGCAACGACAGUGUCAACCUCUACAACCAGUUUGGCAUAACUCUGAGAAAUGUUUUUGACACUCAGGCGGCCCAUGCUGUACUGCAGCUCCAGCAGACUGGGAAACCUGUGUAUAAGGUGAAAAACAUCAGUCUUAACGCUCUGUGUGAACUCUAUGAAGCUCCCAUCAACCCCAUGAAGGAGCAGUUGAAAAAUGUCUACCGUCGAGACCAGCGGUUCUGGGCGCGCCGACCUCUCACUCGGGAAAUGAUGAUGUUUGCAGCGGCCGAUGUUCUCUCUCUGGUGCCACAUGUGUACAACGCCAUGCUCAAACAGAUCCAUUCAGAAUGGGAAGGUCUUCUGGCGGAACUGUGUGAAGAACAGGUGUACAUGCAUAUUCGUCCGACAGAGGUAAAACAGCGCAAGAAACAGCGGAAAGUGGAAAGCGAAGUAAGCGACUUGAGGAGCAAAUUGUCAUCGUCUUCUCAAUCAGGCCGCAACAUCGUGCUCAGCAAUCGGGAGAUAAGACUGCUUAGGUAUCUGGAUUUAACUGACGAAGAAAAAGAGAAACUAAAGGGAUCGUACAAAGUUGCAAGAAAACUUGAAAAACUCGAAGGAAGGAUGAAAGAUGGUGAGGACGGAGAUGGGGAAUACCCGAGUUUGGAUAGCUACAACAGCGGAAAGUCAACACCCUCGGACAAUUCACUAUCAGGUGAAGCGUUGAGUCCAUGCUCCGGACCUCGCAGUCUGACAGAGUCGAUGCAACAGAUGGACGACAUUCUGUCAGACACGGGCAUGGAUCGUCUGGACAAGAUGGAACGUCUCGAGGCGCUGUUGACAGCCGCUGUGACGGGGCUGGGCGGGGGUGGCGGAGGAAGCCGGGGGGCGUGUGACUGUCAAUGCCACUCAGCUCCGACCGCAGACUCUACGUCACAAACACUGUCCACCGGGGACAUUGUCAUCACCAGGAUUCAUUUCAACGAGGAGGACCAAGAAAAGGAACGUACCUUGUUGUGCUCCCCUAAGCACUGAUGAAUGGCUCAAUUGUAAAAUAUACUUAGCGCAGUCUUAGUCUCGUAACACGGUGAAUUUGUAACAGGGUUUUAGUUUGUUUAUUAACCUCACCAAAGUUAAAUAGACCGUAACAGUAAUUUCACAUGUUUGAAAGUACAGUUUCAUCCUCCAUGAAGGCGGCUCCAGACAUGCGCCACUUGCCAAGCACGAAAUAUUUGAUGUUCGGCGAUCUAGUUGUCUUGCUAUUUGCCGAUUAACGUGUAGACGUCUACACACAUGUGUUGUUUUCCGAGCCACUGUUUGUUUUUCGUUUCUGUUGGGCAACACACGAUCAAGAAUGCUCGCUGCCUGCCAAAUAGGCAAACACCUAUCUAUCUACCUUACUCGUGAUUCGGAGAGACGCUGCUCGGUGCUUGGCAAAUGGCGCAUGUCUGGAGCAGCCUUAAAAGAAUGUAAAGUAUCUUUACUCCUGUAACUUCCCUAAAGUCUUAACUCAGUGUGAAAUGUAAAUGGAUUCAAUGCUCAUGUUUUUAUUAAGUAGACAAGUAUGUUUAGAUAUUAAAAGAAGUUAGAUUGUUAUUCGCUUACACAACAGGCCUUGUAUAGCUAUGCUAUUUCAUGUGUGAUAAUAAAAACUAAAUGCUAUAGUACAUAUCAUACUUAUUAGCUGACUAGUUUAUAUAGUUACUGUUGUUUCAUGGAUAGGAAAAUUUUCUCUCAUACAUUUUGAUAAAAAUGUAUCCAGAUGUGGAUUUUCACAUGUCCUUUUUUCUCAACAGUGGUAAAUUUAAUUUACCAAUAUCGAUGAAGUCGAAGUUGAGUAGUUUUUUUUGUUAUGCUUGAACUUUGGUUACACAUUUAGUUGUGUUAUGUGCCUUUUAAACAUUGAUAGCUUGAACGUCAAUUAGUGUUAGAAGAUGCUUAACCUAUUUUAAAAAGCAGUUACAAUCCAAAAACUGUAAGUAGAGUAGACUGAAUAAAGGACUGAGUUUUUCCUGUAUUAUUUAUUUUUCAGAAUUUAUUAUGUAGAUUUGUUGUUAUAUUGAAAGUAUAUGUAAUUUGCUUCCGAAACACAGUUUUUCAAACACUAUAGAUCUAUUUUGUUAUAUUUAGUGGUAGUUUACCGAUUAAAGUGCAACUGUAGUUUGAUUCUGUCAUCAAAUGAUUGUAACAUUUUUGAUCAGAUUUAUUUGUGCAUCUUACAAGGGGGGAAGAUUUUACUAUUUCUUUUAAUAUACUGUAUUUUUAAUUUUUUAUAGGUUGUUACUUAAGCAUAAAACCAAGGGUAAUGAUUGUAAUGUAGUUGUAUAUUUGGCUGUGAGAUUUGUUUGAUUUUUGGUUUUGCAUGUAACUGUUUUGACCAUUCUGAGUUAAAAAUUACAGAUAUAUCAUACUUAAAGUUUAUAUUUCAAUGUUGACAAUUAUAUGUAUGAUGAUAGUUAAUUUAUUUAAACACAGAUUGAAAGUAUUUUGUAACUACCUUCGUAUAGUUCAAUAGCAGUAUUUAUAAAAUAUGAAUUAAUAAUAUUAUGAUUUGUGAGGUACACACACCAUAACAAAAUAUGUCGAUCAUUGAAAUAAUGUUUGAAGGAUUUUAAAUACUGUAAUCAUACAAUAUUGUUCUUUCAGUUUGACUGUAACUUCAUUUUAAGGUGUAUAUAAUAUUUAACGAACUUGUUGAUUUUUUAAAACAUGUGAAUAGCUUUAUGGCUCUGUUUUUUUACUAUGGUUGGCCUUGCUUACAACUUCUUGAGUGAUUUGUUUGAUCAAUAAUUAAUUACUUAUCUAAACGCUGAAAUGUCAUCAUAAUUGUCUGUUACUUGUAGACGGAAAUGGCUGGGACCAAAAUGAAUUUAUGCUUCAAGACCUUUAUAAGUUUUAUUGUUUUAUUUAAUCUUUGUGUUAUUAACAAAAUUAUAUUUAUGUUUUUUAGGUUGUGAUAUUAAUAUUAGAUUUAAGAUUUUAAAUUAACCUAGUAGUAGUUUUAAUUGGUAAAAAACAAACAAGUUAUGUUAUGAAUUGGGAAGUAAGAAAAAUUUUAAAAUAUUGUUAAUUUUUAAUUCUAUCUUGAAAUCAAUUAUGAUACAAUCUGGUACAUUUUCAAUCAAACUCAUUGAUUUUUUAUCGUUAAUCUUAACAUGACUUGUUUUCAAAAGUAUUAUAACACCAAUUACGUAUUAUCAUUGACUAUUGGAUACUGAAGUUGUAUUAAUAGUCAAGGUAUUAUAUAGUGAUUAUGCCAUAGCAAAUUAUUGAUUAUUUACUAGCUCACUCACUAAUCUGUAAUCCUAAAUCGUAAUUUAGUGACUCCUUAGUGCCUAUUCUUAUUUUACAUUUUAUUAUAUGUACGUAAUUUGUUAUUGAUAAGCUUAAAAACAUUGUGUUUAUUUUUUUUCUGUUGGCUUAAAAUAUCUACUUUCGUAUGGUCGCCAUUUCAAUGAAAAGUAUUAUGUAUUAAGUAUGAAAUACGGUUAAAAUAGAAUUUGGAAUUUGGUCCCCUAUGAAAUAUGAAGUAUUGGAAUGUUAUUAAUGUUUAAUAUUUAUUAUACUCUGGUUUAAGUUAUACACUGUAUACCUGAAAUUAUCUAUGAAUGAAGAAUAACAUCUUUUUGAUUAAAAUGAAUGUUUUUAAUGUUUUUAUAUUUGUAUUGCUGGAAGAGGUGCAAAAGAAGUUAAAACUAAAUUGUUCCUGCCACUCUGGUGCUUCCAUUUAUUCUGCUUAAACAAUACUUCCUUAGUGUUUCAACCAGUUAAUUCUAAAUCCUGGAUUUUAUUGAAUUUGUUCUCAUUUUAAGAAACAGUAAAACUGUAUAAAACAAUAAAGAAGCAAUAAUUAAGAUUUUGUUUUGUAACUUUAAAGUGGUGUAUUUAUUAUAUUUGUGUGCUGGUAUUAAUUUAUUAUGGAGUGCAAAAGUUAAAGGAUGGGUGGUUAUUUAAAAUCAAUCAGCAAAUAUUGUAAAGUAAAUUUAUGAAAUAAAUAAUUUUUAAUACAA
Molecule: messenger RNA, 5542 nt
Organism: Macrosteles quadrilineatus (aster leafhopper)
Lineage: Eukaryota; Metazoa; Arthropoda; Insecta; Hemiptera; Cicadellidae
Product: egalitarian protein homolog
Exons: 7
Coding region: 177-2567 (796 amino acids)
Biological process (GO): nucleobase-containing compound metabolic process
Molecular function (GO): 3'-5' exonuclease activity; nucleic acid binding
Source: RefSeq, a predicted model, not a curated record